CAAAAGCCAAAGAAAACCAUGAUUGUGACUACAAGUCCCAAGCCACAGAUUGUAACAUCAGUGGCAGUAGUAACAACAUCAACAAGUGUAUCAUCAACAGUAACAGCAGGGACAACAGUUUCCCAGGAGAACAAGCAGAUCGACAUGAACACGGUUCCUAGCUCUCUAGGAUUAGGAGAGCAGAAACGGACUGACCACGCCUACAGUCAGAGACCCAAGACUCAAAUAACCACAAAACCUUUGACAUCAACUCAAGUGUCUGAACUGUUGCGCAGCUCUCCAGCCUCGGAAGUACUGAAGACUCUAAGUUUGUCCACAGGGUCACCUGCUGUGUCAAAUACACCUGUGACAGCAGUGGUGACAUCCAGUCUCCCUGGUACAGUGACAAAUAGUUCCUCUGACUUUAUGUCGAGUUUUCAAAACUUUGUUAAUAGCCAACAAUCUCCCCAGCUUUCCUCUCAGGUUCAGCAUCCUCUUACCAAGUCCUUGUUCACCCUGAGCCAGGAUUUAAAAAACAAAAUGCAGACCACAGUGACUGUGUCCAAAACUAAAUCCAAGUCCCCUAUAACUGUCACUUGGAAAGGGUCUUCAGGGGCCAUGAAAGGUCAAGGCCACCAUUUAAUCAAAACCACCAGUUCUCCUGGUGUUUACAAUAGUUCAGUAGUGGACACAACAAAAACCUCUCCAAAAACUUCCCCGGUGGCUCCAUUGAAGGGCCAAAACGCCAGCAUAGUGACCAGCAGUGGACAGCAGGUAUACAUUCAAAGAUCUCAGCAACCAGUUCAAACAAACUCAGUUUCUUCCUCAUCUAUGCAGUCGGCCCAGGGAAAAACUUCACACACUGCCAAUGUUGCAAGUUCUCUCCACAAAGAUCAGGGACAGAAAGCAGGGGGGCUGGCUGGACCCCAGGGAGCUACUGUCAGCCCCACACAUCAGGGCACCAAACCCAAACCUAGCGUCCCAGCAGCAGCAGCUGGUAAUGCAGGGAGAUUACAGCAGGGGCAACAGUCCAGCAUCAUGUCUACAGCAGCUAAUGUGACGGACCAGAAAGGAAAUUCUGUUCUUGGGAGAACACCUUCCAGUUCUGGAAGACAAGGGCAGACAGGUGGUCUGCAGCAGGAUGCUAACCACACAGAUAAAGUGGUAAAGACUUUGUUUUCAGGUGAUUUUAUUACCUCACACUCAGGCCAAGAGCAGGGUAACAGCCACAGAGGAGGAGGAGAUGCAGUGCAGCAAAAAACUGUAAGUCCUCAACAGCAACAAAAACAACAGCUACAGCAACAAAUUCAGGCUAGGUUAUUGCAGCAGCAGCAUUUGACAGAGUACCAGCAGGCAGAUUUGGUGCAGCAACAUUUAAAGGCCGCAAUUCAACAGAAACAAAAACAUCAACAGCAGAAAGUAUUACAGCAACAACAACAGAAACCGUCUCAACAAAAGUCCUCCACCGCUUCUCAACAAGAAGCAAAGAGAAAAAGCAGCAAUGAGGCUCUGUUACAGCAUAUGAAACAACAACAGAUGCAGAGAACUCUCAGUGCUCAACAACAGCAACAACAGAAAGGUCAGUCAAGGUCUCUGUUGACAGGAGGCACUUCUGCAUGGACCAGCGACUCUGCUCAGCAAAUCUACUCAUCAGCGCUGACUUCCCCAGACGUAGCACCCUCUCAGGGGUUGAACUACAAGAGCAAAACAGCGGCAGCAGCAGCCACACAGAAACCCGACUCUGCGUUCUGUGUUCCCUACAUGCGAAGUCUGUCCUCUGGUGGUGUACCAGGGGUGUCCCCCACCCUGUCCUUGGCUGGGGUCACCAGUGCUCUCCCAGGGGUCCCACCGUCCCUCACUCUGGCCGGAGCUGGGGGGUUUGAUAUUGUAGAAUACUUGAAAGGCUCCCCUGUCACUCCUACCUCCUUGUCAAGAUCUGCAGCUGACCUUUCACCAGCACAUGGUGGUCAGUUUGGUAACACCAGUCCAGUGGUUGUCCAGCAGACCACGCCCCCUCGUGCUGGCCACUCCCCUAGCCACUCCACACCAUCACCGCUCCACCAACAAACUUCACCACUUCACGGCCACGCGGCACAGUACGGACUGGGAACUCCACAUAUGUAUCCUUCAAUUCAUACUACCUCACCGCUGCAUCAUCUACCUCCUAACACUCUGCCGUAUGGGACGCACGUCACAGCUGACCCAGCUCAAGGCAAACACAAGUACUGAGAAGACAAGCUGUGAGGUGGAUAGAGCUCCAGACUUCCCACAGAUGGUCCACACUGUCCACGUCCUGUUCUGUAUUUAUACAUGUAAUGUGUGCUUGACUACACAACAUAGGCAUCAUACACACUGAUAUAUCCGGGAGUCUUCUUCACUUAACUGACAGGUUACAAAGAUGGAGAUGUCAACUUUUGUUGCAAUUUUGACCAUAGUGACAGAGAAAACUCAUCUAUUUGUUCUUCCCUGGAUUGUCUUUAAGUUCACCUUUACUUGUUGUGGUAUUGAAGUAAGGACUGGAUCCUGAUGUUAAGUUUAAAAAUUAAACUGGUGUAGGAUAUUUGUAGUCUAACACUGAUACAUGACUGCUUGCUAUUGUAUAGUGAAGUACAAGAUCAACACAAUAGAUGGCACUGUGUGACAACAACCAGUUUUCUGGUCGUUAUGGCAACUUGGCAGUUGGAGAUUAUCAGAUACGAUUACACUUUAAUAACAGAUGCUAUGUCUGUCAAAUUAUCUGUUGCUAUGGAUUCUUAUAAUUCAAUGAUCUCAUAUAAGGCCAUAUGUCUGUGUUAUUUGUGAUAUUUAUGAAUUAUUAUCCACAGAUGUUAGCUGAAAUGGUCUUGUAGAGAAUAAUAGUGAAUUGCCUCAGUAUGAGAACAUAAUGUUACAGACAAAAUGAGUAAUAAUGGCAGUGAGAGGUAUAGCAUUAGACCCAUAUUAUUCAGUUUGAAGGGCAAGUUGGUAUUUAUUGUAAAAUAUUGUGUGAAUUGCUAUAGACUUGAUGUCUGGCUUUUGUUCCUGUUAAUCUGACCAUAUGCAAUGAAGGCAGUACAAUAGGUCGCUUCCAUAUCGUCUGCUAAACCUUGUGUGCUGCAAUUCUGGUGCUCCUUUCACAGGUGUUUUGGGAGCAACAAUUAUAAAAUAAUUUGUGUACAUAUUAUUGUAAAAACUUGAAUAUUUUGAAGUGUGUAGGAUGAAAUGACACGGAAGCCGUUUGAAAUAUUCAUGAUAUUGACAGUUGUUACGUAAUUUUUUGUUAGAUUCAGAAAGUUGAUAUAAGAUAUUUACAUUUUUUAUCAAUAAUUAUUCUUUCCAAAUGUAGUGUUGUUAUAUGUUGCAUCGAAGAAGCAUGACAAUUUUUUUUUCUCAAACCAUUUUUUGUUACAUUAUAUAUGCCAUCUUAUAGUAUUUGACUGUAUAUAGACGAGGCACAAUAUGUUGUCUGAAACAUUUGACGGGGAAUCCUUUUCAGCAGUAUUCAAAUAAAAUUUAUAUUCAACGUUUAAA
Molecule: messenger RNA, 3489 nt
Organism: Lingula anatina
Lineage: Eukaryota; Metazoa; Brachiopoda; Lingulata; Lingulida; Lingulidae
Biological process (GO): chromatin organization
Cellular component (GO): nucleus
Source: RefSeq, a predicted model, not a curated record